CUGUUACUGUUCUCUAAGAGAGGUUAGUGAUCUCUAGGAGGGGGUAGUGUUCUCUAAGAGAGAUUACUGUUACUGUUCUCUAAGAGAGGUUAGUGUUCUCUAAGAGAGGUUAGUGUUCUCUAGGAGAGGAUAGUUAUCUCUGGAAGAGAGGUUAUAGUUCUCUAAAAGAAGAGAGGUUAGGGUUAGGACACAUCUUCUCCCGGUGCAAUGUCUGUUUAAAAUUCUAGAUAGAUGGUUCUAGUCAUAUACUAGUAGAGAAGGUUCUAUUGGUCAUUCAAUAGUAGGUAGUGGAUAGUUCUAUUCAUUCAAUAGUAUACUUAGUGAGACAGUGUUAUGGUUCCCUGUGUUUCGCUCCGGGGGCCUGAAUCCAAAACAUGGUGUUUAUUGAGCGCUAUACAAAAUGAAGCAGUAAACUAUUAACAGAUGUACAUUAAAAAGACAGCAGUUCAAGAAGGUAGUGAAACAGGAAGAACCGCGCAGACAGCUUCAUUCAUCCUCCUCCUCCGGCAGGGGUCGGGACCUGGGGCGGUAGAAACAAGUUAGACAGCAUGCCCAGCCAAUAGCAGCGCCCCCUGCUACAUGAAGAACCCUUUACCAGUCCAGGUCCUUCCUACCCUGUACAGCACCCUAGUGAUACAGCACCCCUUUAGACAGUUUAAUGAGUUGAACCCUGUUUAGACCGGCCUGAGAGUUAAACCCUGUUUAGACCGGCCUGAGUCUCCCCUCUGUGGCGAUGGACAGAAACUGAUCUUAAUAAGUGUGCUGGCAUGUGAUUGGAUCCCUUGUGUUCCCAGCGGCAGCGGUUGGCGGAGAUUACUGUUGCUGUUCUCUAAGAGAGCCCGUCAGAGGUCCUUGUGGUUUCAGACUGAGGAUCUCAGAGACGAUGUUGAGCGGACCUGCAGGCUUCAGAUGGACAGUCAUCAUAUUAACGUGCCAACAUAAAGACAGUGUUUAUGCCUUUCAAAAAGAGCUUGACCUGCGUCAGACCCGGGGCUCGGUGGGCCCGGGGACCCUGCUCCUGACGGCCUCGGACCCGGAGGAGAGGCUGGGCAGCGGGGGGGCCACGCUUAACGCCCUCCUGGUGGCAGCCGAGCACUUGAGCGCCCGAGCAGGCCACACGGUGGUGACGGCCGAUGUCCUGGAACACUCCCACAUCCUGGUCCUUCACACGGGCCGGGACUACCCGUGGGGCGGCUGCAGCAGGGCCUUCAGCUGGCUGGCGGAGGAGGCGGCGUCCCCCAGGCUGACGGCCCCGGUGUGCUGUGUGGACCAGCUGCUGGACCGUCUGGACACCCAGAUCUGCCCGGGAUCGCCCCCUGGGGUCUGGGUCUGCAGCACCGACAUGCUGCUCAGCCUACCGCUCGACUACGCCCCAUCCUGGGAGGGUUUCUCCGGGGUCAGGGUGCUGGCUCUGCCCGGCGACCCCUCCUUCGCUGCCCAUCACGGAGUAUACCUCGCCGACCAGCAGGGGACGGUGAAGGACAUCAUCUACAGAGGCAGCAGCGAGGAGAUCCAGCGAGCGUCACUGCCUGACGGGAACGUACCCAUGGUAUCAGGCGUUGUGUUCUUCAGCAGCAGCGUAUCAGAGCGCUUGCUGCAGACCCAUGUGACCCCUCCUCUGGACGGCUGCACCUACCUGGGCCUGGACUCUGGAGCCCCGCCCCUCCAGAUCUCUCUGUUCCUGGACGUGGUGAAGGCACUGUGUGCCGACCUGACUCUGGAGCAGUUUGUCAACAGAGAGCCAGAAGACGGCCGCACUCUGGAACCCCCCCAGCGGGCAGCGCUGAGGCGGGGGCGAGAGACACUGUGGCACACGCUGAGAGGAGCCUCGCUCACAAUGGCGUACGUCCCAGGUGGUCGCUAUGACUACCUGAGUCUCUCUGCCAAGGACCAUGUGACCCGUCUGACCCGCGACACCAUGGGGAACCGGUUCAUACUGGCCCACGUUCAGAGCCGUCCCUCAGUGAGUCCCGGAGCCAGGGUCAUCAACUCCGUCCUCCAGGGAGACGUCACCGUGGCAACCGCCUCUGUGGUACAACAUUGUCACCUGCAGGGUCCGCUGAGCCUCCCCUCGGGGGGGCUGCUCUCCGGCCUGGACCUCCAGGCCUCCUCCCACCUCCGGAGGCUGACCCUGGCUGAUGACCUCAUCAUCCAGGGACACAGGAUCCGGCUGGGCGGGCUGCAGCUGACGGUGUUCAGCGCUCUGGGCGCCCGCGACCACCUGGAGGGAUCCUCUGAGACCAUCCUGAACCAGGACUGGAGCCACUUCUACGCACGCACCGGCAUCCAGCCAGAGGACCUGUGGGCUCCAGGUAAGCCCCACCCCCUGCUGGAGGCCCGCCUUUUCCCCGCCCUCCAGGCCAGGGGGGGGGCAGUGGGCCUGGACCAGGGGGGCGUGGCCUGGCUGCUGGGCGGGGCAGGGUCACUGGAGCGGUGGAGAGGGGCAUGGCGGCUGUCACUCAGAGAGCUGCUGUCGCUCACCGACCAGGAGGCGGAGCUCCGAUGGAGGGAGGAGCUGUUGUUCCUGGUGGGCCGGAGGAGAGUGAUUGACACGCUGACCAGCCAAUCAGACGACUGCCUGCUGCCCUGCUUCAGAGCAGCAGUCCUAGGCGGCCAACAGGGGGAGCUGCUGAAGACCCUGGACUCCAUUGCUGCAGGCACCCUGGAGGGGGCGGGGCCAGAGGCGGGGGCGGAGGCGUGUCUGGGCGUGGCCGCUCGCGCCAUGGCCUGUGUGGCGGACGUCCUGGUGUGCAUGGCGGGGGAGGGGAGGGGCGGGCUGCGGAGCGGCCCAGCGGCCAAUCAGGCGUGGAGCCCCGCCCUCAGCCUCCUGGAGGAGGGGCAGGUGCAGGAGGGCGUGGCCAGCCUGGCCAGGGAGAGAGAGCUCUGGCUGCACAGACCCGACCUGCUGGUGCGUGCGGCGCGGCACUACGAGGGGGCGGGGCAGGUUUUGCUGCGGCGCGCCCUGAUGUCCUCCCAUUGGUUGGUCUCCACAGGCCCCUCCCCCGUCCCGCCUCUGGACCACUGGCAGGAGGUGGACUGCCCCGCCCGGCUCGACCUGGCAGGGGGCUGGAGCGACACGCCCCCCAUUGCCUUCGAGCACGGCGGCUCGGUCACCAACAUGGCGGUCAGGGUGGACGGGCAGCGGCCAAUCGGAGCCCGCGCCCGCCGCAUCAGGGAGCCCCUCCUCCUGUUGGUCAGCCAUGCCGGGGGGCGGGACAGCGAAGUCGCCACGGAAACCGUGUGUGAAAGUCUGGAGGGUCUGAAGGACCACUGUCAGCCUCACGCCCCCGGCGCUCUCCUCAAGGCAGUGUGUGUGUGCAGCGGCCUGGUGUCGCUGAGCUCCCAGCAGCCUCUGGGGCAGCAGCUGAUGGAGCGCUGGGGGGGAGGGGUGGAGCUGCACAGCUGGUCCCUGCUGCCCCACGGCUCCGGGCUGGGUACGAGCAGCAUCCUGGCAGGGGCGCUGUUGGCUGCCGUCUACCUGAUAACCGGCCGCUCCUACAGCCCUGAGGGCCUGGUCCACGCCGUGCUGCACCUGGAGCAGCUCCUGACCACAGGUGGAGGCUGGCAGGACCAGGUGGGGGGGCUGGUGGGUGGGGUGAAGGUGGGGCGCUCCCGGGCGGCGCUGCCCCUCCGGGUGGAGGUGGAGCGUCUCACUCCAUCACAGGACUUCCUGGAAGAAGUCCAACGGCAUCUCCUAUUGGUCUACACCGGCAAGACCCGCCUUGCACGCAACCUCCUGCAGGAUGUGGUGAGGAGCUGGUACGCCCGCCUGCCCUCCAUCGUGCAGAACGCCCACGACCUGGUGGCCAACUCUGAGGCCUGUGUGAGGGCCUUCACAGAGGGCUCCCUGCAGGGCCUGGGGGCGUGUCUGCGGCGGGCGCGGCAGCAGAAGAGGCAGAUGGUGCCGGGCUGUGAGCCCAGCUCCGUCAGGCUGCUGAUGGAGGCGCUGGAGCCGCUGGCGCUGGGCCAUAGCCUGGCGGGGGCGGGCGGAGGAGGCUUCCUCUACCUGCUCACCAGGGAGCCCCUGCAACGGCUCGCUGUGUUGGAGCUGCUUCAGCGCACCCCGGGUCUCGGAGACUUCAGUGUGCACAGCGUGGAGCUGGACCCGGAGGGGUUGAGCGUCCUGCCACCCGGCUGAGACACACCCCUUUUCUGUAAUGGUUAAACAUUAAAGU
This is a messenger RNA of Gadus chalcogrammus (walleye pollock), 4175 nucleotides long. RefSeq names its product L-fucose kinase. Lineage: Eukaryota; Metazoa; Chordata; Actinopteri; Gadiformes; Gadidae. Gene Ontology annotation, molecular function: ATP binding; fucokinase activity. Gene Ontology annotation, biological process: GDP-L-fucose salvage. The transcript has 24 exons. The coding region runs from base 884 to 4138 and encodes 1084 amino acids. The record is from RefSeq and is a predicted model, not a curated record.